Drosophila persimilis is the source of this 1861-nucleotide messenger RNA. It is a transcript of the gene Hlc, whose product is annotated as probable ATP-dependent RNA helicase DDX56. The coding region runs from base 23 to 1699 and encodes 558 amino acids. The record is from RefSeq and is a predicted model, not a curated record. Lineage: Eukaryota; Metazoa; Arthropoda; Insecta; Diptera; Drosophilidae. Gene Ontology annotation, cellular component: nucleolus. Gene Ontology annotation, molecular function: ATP binding; RNA helicase activity; nucleic acid binding. The transcript has 4 exons.
CGCAUUUUACAAAUUUGCAACAAUGAGCAGCCCAGAAAAGUUACCGAAGUUCCAUGAACUUGAGUUGGACCAUCGUAUUCUCAAGGCAGUAUCGAAGCUGGGAUGGGAGCAGCCCACGCUGAUCCAGGGCACGGCGAUUCCCCUGCUGCUUGAGGGCAAGGAUGUUGUAGUUCGCGCUCGCACCGGCUCCGGCAAGACGGCCACCUAUGCCUUGCCUCUGAUACAGAAAAUUCUCAACUCUAAGCUCACUGCCACCGAACAAUGUGUGAGCGCCGUGGUACUGGCCCCAACCAAAGAGCUGUGCCGGCAGUCACGCGCAGUCAUCGAGCAGCUGGCCGAAUACUGCCACAAGGUUGUGCGUGUUGCGGACAUUUCCGGAACAACAAGUAAUACUGUGACUGAACGGCAUGCCCUCGCCGAGCGCCCCGACAUUGUUGUGGCCACUCCAGCCAAGCUACUGAACCAUGCCAAGGCCGACGGUGUGGUAGACCUGAAGAAAGUCGAGACUCUGGUGGUGGAUGAGGCAGAUCUGAUUUUUGCAUUCGGCUAUGAAAUGGAUUUCAAGGCAUUACUUAAACAUCUGCCUUCCAUAUACCAAUCGGUGCUUGUCUCGGCCACCCUUUCAGACGACGUGGUACGCAUGAAGGGACUGUGCCUCCACAAUCCAGUCACGCUAAAGCUGGAGGAGCCCGAUGUAGUGUCGCAGGAUCAGCUAACCCACCAGCGCAUCCUGGCGGAAGAGAACGACAAGCCGGUCAUCCUGUACGCCUUGCUUAAGUUGCAACUGAUACGCGGCAAGACCAUUAUAUUUGUCAACACCAUCGAUCGCAGCUACAAGAUUCGCUUGUUUUUGGAGCAGUUUGGCAUACGGGCCUGCGUUCUCAACCCGCAGCUGCCGGCCUCCAUUCGCAUCAACAUGAUUAGUCAGUUCAACAAAGGCACCUACGACAUCAUCAUUGCCUCCGAUCAGCAUUAUCUAGAGCGGCCCGAUAACGGUUCACAGGACAAGCGCAAAUCAACGCGCGGCGAUUUCGAGUCUAGCGCCUCGCGUGGCAUCGACUUCCAGUCGGUAAACAAUGUGAUUAACUUUGACUUUCCGCUCGAUGUUACCUCAUACAUUCAUCGCGCUGGACGCACGGCCAGAGGCAACAACAAGGGCUCCGUUCUGUCCCUCGUUAGCAUCAAGGAGUCUGGCGUAAACGAUGCCGUAGAGAAGAAGCUCCGAAUAACCUUCAGUGCCAAAAAGGGUGACACGAUCAUUAAAAACUAUCAAUUCAAAAUGGACGAACUGGAGUCCUUCCGCUACCGUGCUUACGACGCCUGGCGUGCUGCCUCUCGUGCCGCUGUCCAGGAGACCCGUUUACGCGAAAUCAAAACCGAGGUGCUCAACAGCGUGAAGCUCAAGGGCUACUUCGAGGAUCACCAACGCGAUCUGAACGCUCUGCGUCACGACAAGCCGCUGCGCAUCCUCAAAACGCCAAGCCAUUUGUCCGACAUGCCCGAAUACAUGGUCCCCAAGGUACUCAAACGUGUCGUCGUCUCUAAAGCCUCUGGCCCUGCCGACGAGUCCUCGGACGCCAAACGCCCUCGUCAGACAGCCGCCAAAGCAGCCUUCGACCGAAAGACCAACGAUCCCCUAAUGGUUGAAUUUGGCAAUCGACGCCCUGCCCCCAGACAAAAAAAGAAGAAACCCUUGUAGGCGGGGACUGCUUACCAAGGGUUCCCGAAAUAAGCUAGUAUAUAUAUAUAUGUAAGCAUUUAGGUGCUUUAGUCUGUAAUGGAAUGAAAAAUGUGUAUGUUACGAGUUGAGAAACGAUGAUAAUAAUAUAAAUCUCAUCGUGCCAUGAGAUGAAUUGAGAAA